This is a messenger RNA of Manis javanica (Malayan pangolin), 1212 nucleotides long. The record is from RefSeq and is a predicted model, not a curated record. Lineage: Eukaryota; Metazoa; Chordata; Mammalia; Pholidota; Manidae.
AGCAUGUGUUGGAAGCUGUUCAUAUUGAUGAAACAAGGAUGUACAAAGUCCUAUCACAUGGUUGGUUUGGCAUGCCGGAAGCUGUCAUAAUUACAUUAAAGGAUGUUGAUAAAUGGUCUUUUGAUAUACUUGCCUUAAAUGAAGCAGGUGGAGAACACAGUCUGAAGCUUAUGAUUUAUGAGCUGUUUACCAGAUAUGAUCUUAUCAUUUCAAGAUUCCUAUUUCUUGCCUAAUUUCCUUUGCAGAAGCUUUAGAAGUUGGUUAUAGCAAGUACAAAAAUCCUUAUCACAAUUUGAUUCAUGCAGCUGUCACUCAAACUGUACAUUACAUAAUGUACUUCAUACAGCACUGGAAUUUUUCCUACUGGAAAUUUUAGCAAUGGCCUUUGCUGCUACCACCCAUGAUUACAAACAUACAGGAACCACAAACAACUUUCAUAUUCAAAAAAGGUCAGAUAUUGACAUUUUGUACAAUGAUCACUCUGACCUUGAGAAUCACCAUGUAAGUGCAGCUUACAUAAUGCAAGAAAAAGAACUGAUUGUCCUGAUAAAUGUAUCCAAAGAUGACCAGAGGGAUCUUCGGAAUCUAGUGAUUGAAAUGGUUUUGUCUACAGACAGGUUGGGUCAUUUCCAGCAAAUUAAAAACAUAAGAAAUAGUUUGCAGCAGCCUGAAGGGAUUGACAAAGCCAAAACUACAUCCCUGAUUCUCCAUGCAGCAGACAUCAGCAACCCAGUCAAAUCCUGGAGGCUGCACCACUGGUGGAUCAUGGCCCUGAUGGAGGAGUUUUUCCUACAGAGAGCUAAAGAAGCUGAAUUAGAGCUUCCAUUUUCUCCACUUUGUGAUCAGAAGUCAACAUUGGUGGCCCAGUCACAAAUAGAUUUCAUUGAUUUUAUAGUAGAGCCAACAUUUUCUCUUCUGACAGACUCAACAGAGAAAAUUAUUAUUGCUCUUCUAGAGGAAGCCUCAAAAGCAGAAACUUCUUCCUAUGUGGCAAGCAGACUAUCCAAUAUGAAAGGCCCCAUGAACAAUGGAACCUAUGUUCCAGACUACUCCCUUCAAAGUAGGACCUGAAGAGCUUCAAAAACAACCUGGUGGACAUCAUCCAGCAAAACAGAGGUGGAACGAGUUAGCUGCACAAGGUGAACCUGAUCUUCGUAGGAACUCAGAGGAUGUAAAAGCUGAAGAAAAACAUGCUGAUACACAGUCCAAGGU